This is a messenger RNA of Paraphaeosphaeria sporulosa, 474 nucleotides long. RefSeq lists its product as uncharacterized. Bases 1 to 474 code for a protein of 157 amino acids. Lineage: Eukaryota; Fungi; Ascomycota; Dothideomycetes; Pleosporales; Didymosphaeriaceae. The record is from RefSeq and is a predicted model, not a curated record. The transcript has 2 exons.
AUGUCCGACCCCAGGCUCAAAGCCGAGCUCUACCAAAUGAUCCGCACCGAACUCAAAACCAUCCGCAUCCCCGUCAUGAAGAAGGUAGCAGACGAGCUUGAAACCACGUUCGAUGACUGGUAUCUCAAGGUUUUCUCACUGUCAUCAGAGGUCAAUACCGGCGAUGAUGCGAAAAUGGUAGAGGAGAUCAGGAAAGCUGAGGCUGCCGUGGAGAAGUAUGAGAAGGUGAUGUUGGCCAUUGAGCUUGACAAAUUCGAUGUUGCGAUUGCGAUUCUGGGGACCGACUAUGACAACUAUCCGCACCCUGCUCGUGCACAAAGUCCCUUCAUGUGCAUCACUCUGUUCCUCGCUUCCAAGAAAAGACAGCUUGAUGCCGUAAGGAAGAUCUUAGAGACUGAUGGAUACUUCAAGGGCACAUGUUGGACUGGCUCUAGGCGAACAGAGCUCCCGCGCAGGGCCUGUAAGGAGGUCUAG